AUGAAGUUCAUCUCCGUCUCCCUCGCCAUUGUCAUCUCCCUCACCUCUUUCGCUGCAGCGUCUCCUGCUCCUGCUCCUGCUCCCGCUGAGAUUGUUAAGAGAUGUUCGGUUUUACACUGCCGCGAUGCCGACCCGUCUACUUGCUGUUCCGAUAAGUACGGAUACUGCAACACGGAUACUGGUGAAUGUCACUGUGGAAGGGACUGCAUUUAG
Penicillium waksmanii is the source of this 213-nucleotide messenger RNA. RefSeq lists its product as uncharacterized. The transcript has a single exon. Bases 1 to 213 code for a protein of 70 amino acids. Lineage: Eukaryota; Fungi; Ascomycota; Eurotiomycetes; Eurotiales; Aspergillaceae. The record is from RefSeq and is a predicted model, not a curated record.